CUCUCUUUAAGUCACUCUCGAGAUUCAAUCACCAUAACAAUUUAUAAAAUAAAAAAAUAAAAAAGCUAAGCUCCUGAAGAAAAGUCCAAGUCUACUAGCAACUCCACCUUUUCUUCUUGUUUUACAAUUGCCUCUCCACUACAUUAUAUACACACGCACACACACUUCUCGAAAACAUUGAAGCACACAAAAGCUAUGGAUUGGUUCUCGUGGCUAUCAAAAACUGGCCUCGAGCCUUCUCUUGUGUAUGAAUACGGCCUUGCCUUUGCUCACAAUGAGCUUGAAGAAGAAGACAUAGCUUACUUUAACCAUGAAUUUCUUCAAAGCAUGGGGGUUUCUAUAGCCAAACACAGGCUCGAGAUCCUCAAGCUUGCAAGAAAGGAGAAGGGAUCGAGCUCACGUGCCAUGGCAAGGGUUCUUGUUGCAAUCAAGAGAACAAAGAGGUCUCUAGCUAAGUACGUAAGGACAUGGGUUCACCGCGAGGAGUCGGCUCUUGUUCUUGUUCCAAGGCCUGGUUACGGUACCAGAUGGAGAGGAGCCAUGUUGAAGAGGAACAAGAAGUUGAUGACGGCUAAACAAAGCAGGUUGUUGCUUACAAAUGGUAGUUUUUCGAACACUCCCAUGAUUUCUUCUGCGCCAGCCCUUGAUAGUUUUUCAAGUCCUGUGAUUUGUGAUCUCAACAAAGAGGAGAAGUUAGAGAACGAUGACGAAGGGUAUUGGACAACUGGUGUUGAAGAGUUCAGGUGGGAUGCCAUGUUCCAGAAUUUGAAACCAACAUGAAUUGUUUUUGUUUUCUUUAGUUUUUCCCUUUUUGAUUUCAGUUUAAGCGGUGAGAGAUGGCUUUUUUUGUGCUCUUCCACCAUAGAGUCUCGAGUCUAGUUUGGUAGUAACAUAUUGAUCUUGUUUUCAUUACUGGUGGGUGGGUGAGACGGGGACACAAUUUGGCACCAGGGUCUGUUUUAGCAUGAGAUGGCCUCCCUUGCUUGCGUGCUUGCAGGCAUAGGAAAGCAUUAGCAGCUUUAGUGCCUGUUACUGGAUUGAUUGUUUUAGGACAUGUAGUGAAGAAGAUUCUGUGCAGGAACAAGUCCAGCCAUAUUGUCUUUUGGUAAAGAAUAUGAUAAGAUUCACUCUUGUGGAUCGAUUUUACUCUUCUA
Molecule: messenger RNA, 1154 nt
Organism: Populus nigra (black poplar)
Lineage: Eukaryota; Viridiplantae; Streptophyta; Magnoliopsida; Malpighiales; Salicaceae
Exons: 1
Coding region: 196-780 (194 amino acids)
Molecular function (GO): protein binding
Source: RefSeq, a predicted model, not a curated record